Molecule: messenger RNA, 729 nt
Organism: Rotaria sordida
Lineage: Eukaryota; Metazoa; Rotifera; Eurotatoria; Philodinida; Philodinidae
Source: the annotation of a GenBank genome assembly
AUGAUGAUUGGUUAUUAUAAAUUAAAAGUUCCAUCUGUUAUAUUUAAACGAGAAAAAGAAAUAGCUCGAAAAUUAGAAUUUGAAGGUGCUUGGUUAAUUGAUCAACCAACAUUUCCUGAUUCUUAUUGGGAUAAAUUUGUUAAAAAAGAAUUUCGAAAUAAAUAUUCCGAUCAAUUUGAUUAUGAUGAAUUAAGUCGAUUUUUAGGUAUGGAAAAAGAAAUGAUACACCAGAAAAAUUUGAAAUUGUUAAACCAAUUGAAACUAGUUUAUGGGCAAAGUAUAUAAAACCAAAAAAAAAAGAUUGAUUAAGAGUUGUACUUUAUUAAUUUAGAAUUAAAUCUAUUGAUAUGCGUUAUCAAAUUUGAAAAUAGGGUGUUAUCUUUACUGAUAAUGUAAGUUAUGAAUUAAAAGAUUCAAGUUCAUAUACAUAUUGCUAAGGAUUAGAUCAGUACUUUGACGAGCUGAUAAUCUUACAUCAACGUAUGCGAAUAUCUUCUUCUUGAAUGAAAGAAAAGGCAUUGAUCAUCUAUAUACAUCUUACUAUACAAGUGUAACGUAAUCGGGAAUAUUAUUUUGCAUUUGAAUUUCUGUAGAAACAGAUUUGUAUUGAACAAAGUUUUGUAAGAAAUGUUGUAUAAGCUUUUGUUGACGUUACAGACAUUAUGAUGAAAUCAGCUUUAAUAAAAAAUAAAUGUGGAAAACUCGGAUUUAAAUCCGAGAUUUAUGUGU